UGUCAGUCAGCGGGCGAGUCUCAGCUGCUAGGUGCCUUCAGGAGCCCUUCGCUAGGUGCCUGCCCAGUUGCGGGGCUUCUCAGUUGUGUCGCAAGGCCCACUGAGGACUUCUGCUUUCCUUUGGAGGCUCAGCCUCUCUGAGAAGGUGCCCCCGACGCUCCCUGCAGACCCUGGCGCGUCUUGGGGAAUCGCAGUAAGGGGAAGUGGCACCACCGCCCGACAGCCUGGCGCGGCUGUGACGUCAGGCGGGUUCGAGCGGCGAUUGGCCAGAGCAUGUGGCGUGGGAGGGCGCUGGUGCAAGUGGUUGGGCGCGCAGCGCGGGGGUGGGAUCAGGGGGCGUUACGUGCUGCUCUCCGCGCUCAAAAGGGGAGCGCUCCCCGGUCUGUUCGCUUUUCAGGCCUGAGUGUUUUGGGACAGAUCAGACAUUUUGUAACAAUGCCUGAAAUAAAUACCAGUCAUCUAGAUGAGAAACAGGUCCAGCUCCUUGCGGAGAUGUGUAUUCUUAUUGAUGAAAAUGACAAUAAAAUUGGGGCCGACACCAAGAAGAACUGCCACUUGAAUGAAAACAUUGAGAAAGGAUUAUUACAUCGAGCUUUUAGUGUCUUCUUAUUUAACACUGAAAAUAAGCUUCUGAUACAGCAGAGAUCAGAUGCUAAAAUUACCUUUCCAGGUUGUUUUACCAACACUUGUUGCAGUCAUCCAUUAAGUAAUCCAGGCGAGCUUGAAGAAAACGAUGCCAUUGGUGUAAGGCGAGCAGCGCAGAGGCGUUUAAAAGCCGAAUUAGGAAUCCCUUUAGAAGAGGUUCCUCCAGAAGAAAUGAAUUAUCUAACACGAAUUCACUAUAAGGCACAAUCUGAUGGUAUCUGGGGUGAACAUGAAAUUGAUUAUAUUUUGUUUGUGCAGAAGAAUGUAACUUUGAAUCCAGAUCCCAAUGAAAUUAAAAGCUAUUUUUAUGCGUCCAAGGAAGAACUAAAAGAACUUAUGAAAAAAGCAGCCAGCGGUGAAAUUAAGGUUACUCCAUGGUUUCAAAUUAUUGUGGACACUUUUCUCUUUAAAUGGUGGGAUAACCUGAAUCAUUUGAAUCAGUUCGUUGACCAUGAGAAAAUACAUAGACUGUGAAUGUAAAUGAAUGAUGAUUGAAAAAUUUCCUUACCUAGUAAACUUAGGGUUACUUUCUUGUUGUUGUUUUAAAAUUGGAUUCCCUCUUAGAACUUCCAUGAUAUUUGGAUUCCUUACAACCAGAGUUCAUGUGAGAAAAAAACAAUUGACAUAUAAUUUUGUUACAUGCCCCAUCCACAUGCUGUUAUUUGUAAAAGAUGUUUAUGAGAGAGAAUUGUAAAUUGUAAAAUGAGAGCAAAUAAAACUUGAACUGUCCAAAUA
Molecule: messenger RNA, 1380 nt
Organism: Sciurus carolinensis (gray squirrel)
Lineage: Eukaryota; Metazoa; Chordata; Mammalia; Rodentia; Sciuridae
Product: isopentenyl-diphosphate Delta-isomerase 1
Exons: 5
Coding region: 274-1119 (281 amino acids)
Biological process (GO): isopentenyl diphosphate biosynthetic process; isoprenoid biosynthetic process
Cellular component (GO): cytoplasm
Molecular function (GO): isopentenyl-diphosphate delta-isomerase activity
Source: RefSeq, a predicted model, not a curated record